CUCUCUCUCUCUCCUUUCCUGGAGUACUGCAGCGACAUAGGACUGCAUUGAGAGAGAAAAACUCUCAAUGCGCUGGCAAUUACCUCUGAUCCUAUUCUACAGUAAAACAAAAAAACACAAGAUUUAUUUCCCCAUAAAGCGAAAGUGGAGUGUGAUGCAAUGGGUAACUAUCAGCCCAGUUUACUCUUCUCGCCAUAAAUGACGCCUGGCCGAUGAUUGCCACCGUCAUUGUGGUUUAUCUCCUGUGGUGACUGCAGACUCAAGAGUUUUCUUCCCUGCUGUAUCUCAAUACCCACUGAUCUCACCAUUCCUGCAAUUCCCCCGUCAGUGUACGGCACCCCUCUUGCCCCUCUUCCCUCCCAUCUUCUACUUCUAAGUAUCCUCUGAGCCCCCGAGAAGACCUACUGGUGGAGCCAGAAUGGAGGACACUUACAAUAACAGGACUUCCCUGGCUAAGGGGGCCAAGGACAUAGUCAAGGAGGCCAAGCGGCAUGCAACAAAGAAAGUCAACAAGGUGGUGGACCACGCCACAGACGAGUACUCAUCCCACCGCAACUACAGCCGAUUCCAGGAUGAGGAGGACGAAGAUGAAGAUUUCUACCGAAACCCUCCGAGGCCGGGCAACCAUGACAACGAGGAGGGCUCCAGCGAUGCAACAGAAGGCCACGAUGAUGAGGAUGAGAUCUAUGAGGGCGAGUACCAGGGGAUCCCCUCAGCAGGAGAUAGGAAGCAAAAGGAGGGCCAAGUGGCAGUGGGGCAACCAAUGUCAGAUGCAACAAGGGACCGUAAGGGGCUGGAGCAGGAGAGAGAGGCUGACGAGGAGGAGCUGGCCCAACAGUACGAGCUGAUCAUCCAGGAGUGUGGUCAUGGGAGAUUCCAGUGGCAGCUGUUCCUGGUGCUUGGGCUGGCACUCAUGUCCGAUGGGGUGGAGGUGUUCGUGGUGGGCUUUGUGCUGCCCAGCGCAGAGACAGACAUGUGUGUGCCCGACUCCAGGUCGGGAUGGCUAGGCAGUGUUGUUUACGUGGGGAUGAUGGUUGGAGCGUUUUUCUGGGGAGGCAUGUCUGACAAAGUGGGCCGCAGACAGUGCCUCCUCAUUUGCAUGUCCACAAAUGGCUUCUUCGCCUUCCUGUCAUCUUUUGUCCAGGGAUACGGCCUCUUCCUCCUUUGCCGUCUCGUCGCAGGCUUUGGGAUAGGAGGUGCUGUGCCCAUUGUUUUCUCCUUCUUUGCAGAGGUGUUGUCCAGGGAGAAAAGAGGAGAACACCUCAGCUGGUUGUGUAUGUUCUGGAUGAUUGGAGAGAUCUAUGCAUCUGCUAUGGCGUGGGCCAUCAUACCACACUAUGGUUGGAGUUUCAGUAUGGGUUCAGCAUACCAGUUUCACAGCUGGAGGGUGUUUGUUGUCGUCUGUGCCCUGCCCUGUGUGUGUGCUGUGGUGGCACUUACCUUCAUGCCCGAAAGUCCCAGGUUCUACCUUGAGGUGGGGAAGCACGAUGAAGCCUGGAUGAUCCUCAAACAGAUUCACGACACCAACAUGAGAGCGCGUGGGCAACCGGAGAAAGUCUUCACUGUAAACAGGAUCAAGAUACCCAAACAACUGGAUGAACUGGUGGAAAUGGAGUCACAGUCUGGCAAUCCAGUUUCAAAGUUUUUCUUUCGGAUAAAGACUGAAAUACAUGGGAUCUAUCUGAAUCUCCUGAAGUGCUUCAACUACCCUAUGCGAGAAAACAUGAUGCGGCUUGCCAUAGUGUGGUUCAUGCUGUCAUUCGGGUAUUAUGGCCUUUCAGUCUGGUUUCCUGAUGUCAUCAAACACCUUCAGGCAGACGACUAUGCAUCCAAAGUGAAGCUGCACAACAAUGAACGCAUUGAAGACUUCACCUUCAACUUCACCCUGGAGAACCAGAUACACAAAAACAGCCUCUUCAUCAACGACCGAUUCAUCAAUAUGAAGCUGAGGUCCGUCACCUUCAUUGACUCUACCUUUCGUAACUGCCACUUUGAUGAUGUCACAUCGGUGGGCUCCUUCUUCCGUAACUGUACUUUUAUUGAUGCUUUCUUCUUUAACACAGAUAUUGAUGAAUCCAAGCUGAUAGAUGGCACAGAGUUGAUCAACAGCACAUUCACCCACAACAAGAAAGGAUGCCAGAUGACGUUUGAUGAUGACUACAGUGCCUACUGGGUAUACUUCAUCAACUUCCUGGGAACCCUGGCUGUUCUGCCCGGCAACAUUGUUUCCGCCCUUCUCAUGGACAAAAUUGGGCGUCUGUCCAUGUUAGGCGGCUCCAUGGUCCUGUCAGGCAUCAGCUGUUUCUUUUUGUGGUUCGGCACCAGUGAGUCCAUGAUGAUUUUUAUGUUGUGCCUUUACAACGGUCUGAGCAUCUCUGCCUGGAAUUCUCUUGAUGUGAUCACGACUGAGUCGUUCCCUACUGGCAGGAGAGGAACAGGCUUUGGGUUCUGCAACGCUCUGUGUAAGCUGGCAGCAGUCUUGGGGAACCUGAUCUUUGGCUCUCUUGUUGGCAUCACAAAGGCCAUCCCCAUCCUCAUGGCCUCGUCUGUGCUUGUCGGGGGAGGCCUGGUUGCACUCCGGUUGCCUGACACCAAGUCGAAUGUCCUUAUGUAACACCAGCUUGGCAUUCAUCAGCUGGGAUAAAACCUGGAUAAAACCUGGGUGAAUCUGAGAGGAAGCCCAGGGAGUGUUGAGCAAGGAGUGCAAAUGGCUUGGUUCACACAUAUCUUAAUCACAUUUCGCUAAUGUACCGUAGCUGGAUAGCAACCCACCUUUCUCCCAGUGUGUUUUAAUUUUUAGCAUACAAAUCCAAAAUCAUUCAUUCCUCGUUUUUCAAUAAUAAGCUCAGUCUUUUUGUGAAUGUACUGUGUGGAGAUAUCACAUGACAGCGCUGAGAGGUUGCACAUGUUUUUGGUACUGAGACUUUGGUGGAGUUUUGUUCAGUGACUGGUUGCCCAUUCCAACUGUAGCCAUACGUUUGAGUGGAGUCACGGCAUCGUUAAAGCUCAAGGCUUUUAAUAUUGAUACAGUCUUAUUAAGACAAGCCAGAUGGGGAGAAAAGUGAAAAACAAGCUGUAAUGAGCACAGCCAACCUUCUGUGUGGCAACAUAGGGAAUAGAUGAUCAGACAGAGCGGACAUACGACACAGCUGUAUGACAGCUGGCUUGCCCACAAGACUCACGUACACAGGACAUGCUGUAGACAGUAUACAGAAAGGCAACAUGAACAUCAACACAUAGAUAUACUCGUGAGUGGUACUCACAUCUACCGACACGUUUUUUCAGUACUUGCAACGCACUGGACACACAAGGUUGUAUUUUGCUCAACAUGACAUUUGCACAGACGUCGUCAACCUUUAGAUAAUUAAUGUAUGACGCCAAGCCCUUUGCAUUACCCAACCAAGAAUCUAAAAGGCCAUUUAAAAAAAUAUUUUAAAUGUAAUUAAAAGUAAUUGAAUCUGAGGCUGCUAUAUAUUUUCUGCUUAUUGUUUUGUGUUUUGUGGAAGUUAGAACGAUGACAAAUGUUGUUACUCCAGGUCUCCAUCCAUGUGUCAUAUUAUUGUACAAAUACUCUCUGAUGAGCUCUCCUUCUGAUUUAGCUUUGUGUUGGAUCUUCCUUGAGGUUGAAUAGUGACAUGUCAUGCUGCUUCCAUUUAAAAAUACUGAAUGGCCUUUUUUUAAAAAUGUGCCUCUCCUUAACGGGAGCAGUCUGCCGAUAGUCAUGUGGUGUCCAAAGGUCAUAAGAAACAGACAGAAACUGAAUCGGAAGUAAAUAGAUGAAAUAUUCAUGCCCUUUUGUGUGUGUAGAGUAUAGAUGUGAGAUAAUGUGACCAGUAUCUUGAUGGUUCACCUGAUCUCUUUUUUUCAAACAUCCCUAUUUUUAUAAGUAUUUUACUUUGGUGAGAUAAGCCUCCUCUGCUCCAGAAUAGGUAACAAUAAAUCAUGACAACAUUGGAUCAAAUGGUGUAAGUUACCGAGCAUAACUUCAAAGUGAUAACAAAUAAAUCAAAAAACGAGCAUCUAUUUUUUAGCGCUUAUUGAUGACAUUAUGAAAAUGUCUGCUAAGAAAAUGUUUUGGCUUUUUGGACUAUGUAGUCAUGUGGGAAAAAAUCUACUCAAAUUAUGUUUGCAUGUUUGUUUAAUUUAAAAUUGUGAAACAAAUAGAAAACUGUAUGAUGAAUUUGAGCUCUGUCGUUUGUUGUGACUAACCAACAGUUUUGUCUAAACUCUCACACUGACCUACCUUUUACUAGUUAUGUAUCUUGUUCUUCAACAUUGGGACCUCAUUGCUUUCUGCUUAGACUAAUAAUCAUCACAUCACUUUACUAUUUUAAAAAUGCUAAAAUACCUCUAAAAUUGUAAUUGAUAUAAUUCAUGUGGCUGACGGCCUGCUUUUCUCUGUAUUUGUGGUAUCUGUGAUCACAGCGUAGAGGUAGUUUACCCUUGCACUGCAGUUGGCUCCUUCAAGGCUACUCGACAGAAACAACAUCAAAAAGGCAUUAUGAAGUGUGCCUGCUAUUGCACAACAGAUACAUUUUGACCAAAUGAUUUAAGUAUUUUUGAAACAAAACAUACAGAUUCUAAAUGCCCUGAUAUAAAAAGUGAUGACUGUCUAAUGUCAACCAAAUGUCAAUCCAAGUCUGCAACAAUAUUAGAAGGCUUCAUAUGUUUCUGGAUGAGUUACACCUUUAAGUAAUGGCAGAUCUACCUGUUGUGUUUUGUUGGAGAGAAAUGACAUUACCAGUUAUGUUUGAGGUAUUUGGGGUAUUGCUUAUAUGUACUGUAUUAAUGUGUGAGUGAGUGUGUGUGUGUGUGUGUGUGUGGGUGUGUGUGUGGCUGUGUGUGUGCGUGCACGCGCAUAUGUGAGUAUAAGAGAGAGUACUGGAUGUGUGUGUGGGCUUGCAUAUACAGUAUGAGUGUAAAUAAUGUACAUAUCAAAGCUAAUAUCGGUGGACUUCUGGUUAUAAGCUCUUUGAUCAACUCAUGUGUCUCCUGCUUUGUCCAAGUGAUAAGUCCAUCUACUGUAUCUCUGUUGUACAUCUCUGUGUGUCCUUGGCUUUAAGCCCCUACUCACCUGCUACUCUGUGUGUGUGCGUGUGUGUGUGUGCACAAACUUGCAUGUAUGUAAGAAAACUUCUGUUCUUUUGUGGUCAACUUUGUGUUAUUUCUGUAAAUUCAUCUGGCAGAAAAUGAUGGCAAUAUUAAGAUUUUUGUUGAGGAAAAAUGUGAAUGUAUCACUCUUGUAAGUUCUGUUUAUCCAUUUUAUGGAGAUAAUCAAAUGUAUGUGGAGAGUAGAGUUGUGUAUAUUAUUGUGAAGGGCCUGCCAGUCAGGAUGACUGAGCUGUAUGUUCAGAGGUCCAUAAGUGUGAAACAAUGUGAAGAAUUAUUUGCCAAAUGAUACCGUGAAUAAUAUUAGAAAGUGGAAAGGCAGGGAUUGCAAACUGUGCUGCUUUUGAACAUAUAUACAAUAAAAGCUAUGUUCUCUAG
Messenger RNA from Cyclopterus lumpus (lumpfish), 5487 nucleotides. RefSeq names its product synaptic vesicle glycoprotein 2Ca (gene sv2ca). Gene Ontology annotation, cellular component: membrane. The record is from RefSeq and is a predicted model, not a curated record. The transcript is spliced from 13 exons. Gene Ontology annotation, biological process: transmembrane transport; chemical synaptic transmission. Gene Ontology annotation, molecular function: transmembrane transporter activity. NCBI's taxonomy places the organism in Eukaryota, Metazoa, Chordata, Actinopteri, Perciformes, Cyclopteridae. The coding region runs from base 419 to 2614 and encodes 731 amino acids.